Molecule: messenger RNA, 3560 nt
Organism: Daucus carota subsp. sativus
Lineage: Eukaryota; Viridiplantae; Streptophyta; Magnoliopsida; Apiales; Apiaceae
Product: auxin response factor 5
Exons: 14
Coding region: 470-3250 (926 amino acids)
Biological process (GO): regulation of DNA-templated transcription; response to hormone
Cellular component (GO): nucleus
Molecular function (GO): protein binding; DNA binding
Source: RefSeq, a predicted model, not a curated record
GUGUUGAUUGAGAUUGAAAAAGAAUCACUGUUUCCAUUGAAAGCUCUGUUUCUUUUAGCCUCACUCUGCUGUGAUUAAAAGGGUCAAAAAAUUUCUCAGGAUUGGUUUUCAAAAAGUGAAAAGCACUGAGUAAUUAGACUACUCAUGCUUUGGUACGCGUGCUCUGAUGCAAAAGCAAGCCCUUGUUUGUUGAUCAAGAGUAUAGAAACCCCACUUGUUUAGGUUGGUGGAUAUAUUAGAUUUUCAUUGCCUAUUUUUUAGGAGAAGCCCCAUAAGGUAAAAAUGGGGUAUUGUGAGAGAUGGGGUUUUGGUAAUUUCACAUUUCUUGGAUGAAGCUUUGAGUUUCUUGAAGUGGGGUUUUGGUAAAAUUGUGGGUUUGGAUGUAGAGAUGCAGUUUUAAAAGUUGGGAAUUUGAGGUCUCAUUUCUUGGUUGAAGCUUUUGGAGAUCAGCUCAAGUAAAAGUUGAUAAAUGGGUUCUGUUGAAGAAAGGGCUAAAUCAGCUGGGUUAAUUAGUGGAGCACAUAGUAUUAUUGAGGAUAUCAAAGUGUUGAAAGAAAUGCACCAGGAUCAUUCUGGCCAUAAGAAGCACAUAAGCUCCGAGUUAUGGCAUGCAUGUGCAGGGCCUUUGGUAACAUUGCCUCAGGUUGGAAGCCUUGUGUAUUAUUUUCCGCAAGGUCACAGUGAGCAGGUGGCCGUUUCCACAAAUAGAACAGCAACUUCACAAAUUCCAAACUAUCCCAAUCUACCAUCUCAGUUACUUUGCCAAGUUCACAAUGUUACGAUGCAUGCUGACAAGGAGACUGAUGAGAUAUAUGCCCAGAUGAGCCUCCAACCAGUAAACUCUGAAAAAGAUGUCUACCCUGUACCAGAUUUUGGUAUAAAGGGCAGUAAGCAUCCUGGUGAGUUCUUCUGCAAAACUCUGACUGCAAGUGAUACUAGUACCCAUGGUGGCUUUUCAGUGCCUCGCAGGGCAGCGGAAAAGCUCUUUCCCCAAUUGGACUACUCGAUGCAGCCUCCAACUCAAGAGCUUGUUGUCCGUGACUUGCAUGAUAACACAUGGACAUUUCGCCAUAUCUAUCGCGGCCAGCCAAAGCGGCACCUCCUCACAACCGGUUGGAGCAUGUUUGUAAGUGCUAAAAAGCUUGCAGCAGGUGAUUCUGUCCUAUUUAUCAGAGACGAAAAAUCACAACUAUUACUUGGAGUAAGGCGUGCAAGUCGUCAGCAAAAAGCUCUGCCAUCAUCAGUUCUGUCUGCGGACAGCAUGCACAUUGGAAUUCUUGCUGCAGCAGCUCACGCUGCUGCCAAUGGGAGUCAAUUUACAGUCUUCUACAAUCCAAGGGCGUGUCCGUCAGAAUUUGUAGUUCCUUUAGCGAAGUAUCGAAAAUCAGUCUACAGUACCCUAAUGUCAAAAGGUACGAGGUUUGGAAUGAUGUUUGAAACAGAGGAUUCCGGAAAACGCAGAUACAUGGGCACCAUUGUUGGUAUAAGUGAUUUAGAUCCAGUAAGAUGGCCAGGUUCAAAGUGGCGUAAUCUUCAGGUAGAAUGGGAUGAGCCUGUCUCUCGUGAUAAACAAAACAGAGUUAGUCCCUGGGAAACUGAAACUCUUGAAAGUCUCUUCAUUUUUCCCUCGCUAACAUCAGGUCUGAAGCGUCCGGCGCAGUCUGCCUUUUGGGGUAGUCAGAAUGAGUGGGAAGAAAUGAUGCAUAGACCAUUUGUUCGUGGUAAUGACAAUCUGAAUGCAGAGUUUCCUAAUCCAGUAAUGUCUAGCGUGUGGUCUGAACAACUGAUCAAGACGUUAUUAAAACCUCAGAAUUCUAACUGUCCAGGAUCCAUUGCACAUGUCCAGCAAGAUUCUAGUGCUAAUGGAUUUAAUCUACAAGGGGCCAAGACUUGGCUACAGGGAAUGGUCAAUCAAAAAGCUCCUCCAAUAGCUUCAGAACACAAGCACACACAAACAGAAGACCCCUCUCAGUGUCAGCGCAUCAAUCCUAUUUCUGCUGAACCAAACUUAUUACAGUCAGACAUGCCAUUAAAAUUGGAACCUCAAAAUGUAUGUGGAAACCAAGCACAGCAGAGGAGUGAGAGUGGGUUGACAAAAGGGGAACCUGAAUUUGCAUCAGGUCAGUUGAGCCAAUAUACUUAUAGUGGACAGUGCAAUGAAGAGAAGCAAGUUUCAAGAGCUACAAAUCCCCAAAAUGUUGGUAACAGCGUUUUGCCUAUUAACCAAAGCCAUGAUUCACCACAAUUUCAGUCAAGCCCGUGGUUAAUUCAAGCACAUAUGGAUCCAAUACAGUCUUCACAGGCAGAUGCUUCGAACCUCAGUUCUUUAAUUCCCUACCCUGAUGCUAAUGACUGGAAUUCAAGUCCUUUUAACUGCCAACCCGUUGCUGGGUUUAUCAAACCUCCUGGACCUGGUUUGCUCACGGAUGCGACUGAUCCAGUUUUACCUUCAAUGGGCCAUGAAGUAUGGGACCAUCGUAUGAGUAAUAUAGAAUCUUUAGCGGAGACACGUCUGUAUGAUAUGUUACCUCAGGAAGAUUCAUGUAAACGUCAUUGCUCAACCAACUCUUUUGGUCUGAAAGAUAUAUCAGAUGAGAGCAAUAAACCAUCUGAAUUCUAUCAUUGUUUAAACUUUGAGAACAGCAAUGGUGGAAGCACUGUGGUUGAUCCUUCAGUUUCAAGCACGGCGAUUGAUGACUUUUGUUCACUGAAGGAUGGUGAACUUCAAAAUCAGUCGGAUUACCUAGUCAGCAAUUUCAGUUCAUGUCAGGAUAUGCAGUCGCAAAUUAUGUCAGCCAGCCUAGCAGAAUCUCAUGUUUUCUCUCUGCAAGAAUUUCCUGAUAGCUCAGGAGGUGCAUCUUCAAGCAAUACAGAGUUUACUGACAGCGGUCUUUUGCCGAAUGCUUCAUGGCAACAGGUGGCUCCAAGGGUGCGUACUUACACAAAGAUCCAAAAGGCAGGUUCAGUUGGUAGGUCAAUUGAUGUCUCGAGUUUUAGGAACUACGAUGAGCUUUGCUCUGAAAUUGAACGCAUGUUUGGACUCGAGGGACUGCUCAAUGACUCAAAAGGUUCUGGUUGGAAACUGGUGUAUGUGGACUAUGAAAAUGACGUACUUCUUGUGGGUGAUGAUCCUUGGGAGGAAUUUGUGGGGUGUGUCCGCAGUAUUCGAAUCCUAUCACCUUCUGAAGUUCAGCAGAUGGGUGAAGAAGGAAUGCAACUUCUCAAUAGUGCUGCAGCUUCGCUACUAUAAAUGCUUAUGUUUAUAACCUAAAGAAUCCCUGUGAAAACAGGGACGAAAAGCCAGAAAGUGACAGAAGUAUUGUUCGCAAGGAGUGUCAUGCGGUAGCUUUCUUUUUAGCUUGUAUCAUGUAAAAUUGUAAUGUGAUGUUUUUUUUUUUUUGCUUUUUUAUUUCGGAUAUUACUCUAAAGCAGCAAGAAAUACAUUUGAGGUUUUAAAGGUCUUUAGGACGAGAUAAUAUAAUCUUGGACAUAUUUAAGCUCAAGUUGAAAUGUAUUGAAAUUUGGUUGAUAAGCUUAUGAAAACUCAGUUGUUUAUUGUA